GACCAUGAAAAUGUUGACAAUGAUUAGCAUAUGUCAAACUGCAAACCAUUUCAUGUGACGUUUGUUCAAACGACUGCCUUCAGUAAGCAAAAGUUAGGAUAAUACCUCAUAUUAUGUUGUUGAGCCCCCAUUGAACCGAACGUAUCAACGGUGGCAAAUGAUGUCUAAUAAACCAGAAGAUGUGAAGAAGGAUGACUGUGCUGUGUAUGUCAGACACGCCUGGAAGGCUUACAGGAAGCCACAUUAUCUGUUCACUGAUUUGGAAAUGACUAUGAUGAAAGGUACCAUAUACGCUCUGUUAGGAGCUUCAGGCUGUGGGAAAACUACACUUCUUUCUUGCAUAGUGGGAAUAAAACGCUUGAACUAUGGGGAGAUCUGGGUUUUAGGUGGUAAGCCUGGAAGCAGGGGCUCUGGAGUACCAGGAAGUCGAAUAGGGUAUAUGCCUCAAGAGCUAGCUCUGUAUGACGACUUCUCUAUAAAGGAAACCAUGUUGUAUUUUGGCUGGAUUUUUGGCCUGAAGACGAAGGAGAUCAAAGAAACAACAGAUUUUUUAGUGCAGUUACUAGAUUUACCUACUGCCAAAAGACUCGUGAGAAAUCUGAGCGGAGGUCAACAAAGGAGAGUGUCUCUAGCAGUUGCAGUAAUGCAUGCCCCAGACCUUUUGAUUCUGGAUGAGCCGACUGUUGGAGUAGAUCCAAUCCUGAGAGCCAAUAUUUGGAGCUAUAUGGUGCAAGAUGUAAAAAAAAGAAACACAAGUAUCAUCAUUACUACUCACUAUAUUGAAGAGGCCACACAAGCCCACAGGAUUGGUUUCAUGAGAGAUGGGCAGCUUAUAGCUGAAGAUUCGCCAGCUCAACUGCUGUCAGCAUAUGGUUGUAGGCAUCUAGAAGAUGUUUUCCUAAAGCUAGCUAGAGAGCAACAAACCGUUGAAGCUACACCUAAAGAUAAGCAUAUUGAAAAGAAAGCGUCUUCAAAAGGAGUAUCCGAAGGUCAAGGUUCAAAAGAUAAGGAUUACGGGUGUUGCGGUAACUUCCUCUACGACGUGAGGCACUUCACUAAUCCUAGGAGUUUCAAGGCAAUAAUGUUCAGGAACCUAUUGCGCCUAGUCAGGAACUUCCAGGCGCUGCUCUUCAUUUUUCUCCUACCAGUAAUCCAGGUAGUACUGUUCUGCUACUGCAUUGGUAACGAACCAAGAGAUCUGCCUUUAGCCAUCGCUAACAAUGAGGUAGAGUACGUGAGUCCAACAGAAACACACUGUACUCAUAAGUUGGUAUGCUCGGUAAAAAACAAUAUAACUCACAUCGACGAAGCAGAAAGUCUAAGCUGUCGCUAUUUGGAGUACCUCGAGACAUCUGACAGCGUAAAUUUAGGGUACUAUUCAAAUGUGGAUAGCUGUAGAGGAGCAGUAGAAAAUGGUGACGCGUGGGCCUGCUUGCAUUUUGAGGAAAAUUUUACACAAGCCUUGACGUUUCGGAUGCACCAUGCUAUAAGAGGACAGAAUAUUACUGAUAUCCUGCUUGAAGCGAUUUUGGAAGGGAUCACUUUGGAAGAUACUGACAUAAAGGUGUGGCUUGACCAAUCAGAUCAGCAAAUAGCAUAUGUGCUCCACAGAGAACUUCAGGAAAGCUUCAAAAAUUUUACACUUGGGAUGUUAAAAGACUGUUAUGUCCAUCCUAAUGUAGCCAAACCAGUUGUCGGCUUCCAGUCCCCACCUAUUUAUGGCACUGACAGGCCCUCUUUUAUGGAUUUUGCUGCUCCUGGAGCUCUCCUUAUAAUCGUCUUCUUUCUGGCUGUAGCAGUGACGUCAUCGGUACUGAUAACAGAGAAGCAGGAAGGACUCUUGGACAGAUCAUAUGUUGCAGGUAUUGGUCCAGCUGAAAUCCUCGUCUGUCACGUUCUGACCCAAUUCAUAAUCAUGCUGGGACAAACAGUCCUGGUUCUGAUCGUAAUGUUCGCCAUCUUCCAACUAAAGUGCAUCGGCAAUCUGGCACUCGUCGUGGCCUUGACCUUGCUCCAAGGAUUGUGCGGAAUGAGUUUCGGUUUUCUUAUCUCUGCUGUUUGCACUCAGGAAAGAGACGCUGCUCAGUUGGCGUUGGGUAGUUUCUACCCCACUUUGAUGAUCAGCGGGGUCUUAUGGCCUAUUGAGGCAUUGCCGUGGGGACUAAGAUAUUUUGCUCUACUUAUGCCUCUAACAUUGGCCACAACAGCGAUGAGGUCCAUAAUGCUGCGAGGCUGGGGCUUCGGGUGGUCGGAUGUCUACCUUGGAUUUAUAGCUACAUGCGCAUGGAUCAUGACAUUUCUGAUUAUGACAUUACUGUUUCUUAGACUCAAGAACAAAUGAUUAUUUGAUUUUACUAAUGACCCCCGGUAAUCAAAAUACGAGCCCAUAAUUCUCAUAUUAAAUUAAGAAAUUGUUCAUAAACCACCUGGUUUAGCUACAAAAACCUAUUUUCCUCAAUUGACCCCAGUCGACGUAGGCGCAAAUUCGACCAAUCGAGAAGAAGGAUUACAGCCCAUCUAGCAUUUUGUUAAAAUUUGAUAUUACCCAAGAAAAAGAUACCAACAUUUGACAAAUUUUAGUGAUUAAUUAUAUCCAUGAAUGAUGUCCUCAAAAGUUGAAUUGUCUUGAGAGUUGAAUCCUUUGUCAAAAAUUGGAAACUGCCUACCAAAUUAGCUUUGACCAAGGAGGUUAAAUUGGUUGGUUGAGAACUACAAAAACAAACUUGAAGUACUUAAUUAUUGACUUCGAAGACAAAUCGACAGGUUAUAGCUUACCAAAUAUUAACAUAAAAUAUGCCCUCAGUGGACAUAUUUGUAAGUAAAAAUUAUCUUAUUAAUGACCAAUAAAAAUUCAUUUUAAGUUUGCAACAUAGAUUGGUAAAAAACAACCCUAUUGUACAGCUUGAGAUUACAAGGAUUCUUCUGGUUACCCCCCUGCCUCUCACUGAUAUUUAAUGAAAAUUUAAGCCGGAAGAGGCCUAAAGUUAUUAAAAGAGACCCAACAUGCGCAUAGAUUACCAGCAAGCUAAAUGUAUGAGCAAAAGGAGGGACAUAGUAUGUUUCAUUUGUUGUUAAACAUAGGUCAGACAUGUGAUUUUAUAGAACAAAAUUACUACUUUCACCACAAAAUAACCUAAAUAGUUGUUUAUAUCCUUCUAAAUUACUUUGGUUUUAUUCCCCACUUUGAGAAAAAAACCAAAGCUUGGAAGUUAAAUUGAUC
Molecule: messenger RNA, 3220 nt
Organism: Acanthoscelides obtectus
Lineage: Eukaryota; Metazoa; Arthropoda; Insecta; Coleoptera; Chrysomelidae
Source: the annotation of a GenBank genome assembly